UUGGGUAUAAAAAGGCCAAACAGAGUUGAAUUUUAUAAGAGAUGAGUUUUAAAGGAGCUAGCUUCACUACAUGAGAGAUCCAUCAUACCUCUCUCUCUCUCUCUCCCUCCUUCAUCUCUCUCUAGUUUGUGGUAAGCGAUAGUUAUGGCAGUGCCCACCUCCACUGUUUCCGGCAUCAAGCUUUCUGGGAUCGUCACUUCCUUCAACACCCCAGCUAAUAGCUCGAGUCCCGGAAGAAUCAGCGUUAAAGUUUAUCCGGCAUUGCCUCGCCGGCGAUUCUCCACGAUCGGAGCUGUGUCCUCAAGUCGCGGAUCUUCCUUUCCAUCUUCCAGCCGCGUCUCUUUCGCUUACCGUCAGAAUCUGGUUUUGAGCGGUGGUCUCGGUGCUCUUGAAGCUCUGCCAAGUGUUUGUGAAAAUGCCAGCGCUUCUUCCACCAAAUCAUUCAACCAGUUGAUUGAAUCUUUGAUUGAUCGGGUUGAUCUAUCUGAAUCCGAGGCUGAAUCAUCUCUCGAUUUUUUGCUCAACGAUGCAAACGAGGCGCUGAUUAGUGCCUUUCUGGUUCUACUGAGAGCUAAAGGAGAGACAUAUGAAGAGAUCGUAGGGUUGGCUAGGGCAAUGAUGAAGCAUGCCAGGAAAGUCGAAGGAUUAGCUGAUGCCGUGGACAUAGUAGGAACAGGUGGUGAUGGAGCAAAUACUGUCAACAUAUCAACUGGAUCUUCAAUACUCGCUGCUGCUUGUGGUGCAAAAGUAGCAAAGCAAGGGAGUCGUUCAAGCUCCUCUGCUUGUGGAAGUGCUGAUGUAUUAGAGGCGCUAGGUGUGGUGAUUGACUUGGGACCAGAAGGGAUCAAGAGAUGUGUUGAAGAAUCAGGGAUUGGUUUCAUGAUGGCACCAAUGUACCAUCCAGCUACGAAGAUCGUUAGUCCCGUCCGUAAAAAGCUUAAAAUAAAAACUGUUUUCAACGUACUGGGACCUAUGCUUAAUCCUGCUAGAGUGUCUUAUGCCGUCGUGGGUGUAUACCACAAAAAUUUGGUUCUGAAGAUGGCAAAGGCAUUGCAACUGUUUGGUAUGAAAAGAGCAUUGGUUGUUCAUUCAUAUGGCCUAGACGAAAUGAGUCCCUUAGGAGGAGGGCUAGUUUAUGAUGUAACCCCGGAGAAGAUAGAAGAGUUCUCAUUUGACCCAUUGGACUUUGGUAUACCUCGUUGUACACUUGAGGAUUUGCGAGGUGGAGGUCCAGACUACAACGCUGAUGUGUUAAGACGUGUGCUCUCAGGGGAGAAAGGAUCAAUAGCAGAUUCACUGAUCCUAAACGCAGCUGCGGCUCUUCUGGUUAGCAACAGAGUCCAAACGCUAGGGGAAGGAGUAACCUUGGCCCGUGAAGUACACUCCUCAGGGAAAGCUAUCAAGACUCUUGAUUCAUGGAUUCACUCAUCUAACUUAGCUCAGAACUCUCAGUGAUUAAUGGUGUAUACAUUUCUCUAUAUUGUAUGAAGGGGACAACACAAGAACAGGUUUGUAACUAGUUUUCUUUGUCAAUCAAGAACCAGAAGAGACCAUAGAGAGAGAUU
This is a messenger RNA of Brassica napus (rape), 1565 nucleotides long. RefSeq names its product anthranilate phosphoribosyltransferase, chloroplastic. NCBI's taxonomy places the organism in Eukaryota, Viridiplantae, Streptophyta, Magnoliopsida, Brassicales, Brassicaceae. Gene Ontology annotation, molecular function: anthranilate phosphoribosyltransferase activity. Bases 145 to 1455 code for a protein of 436 amino acids. Gene Ontology annotation, cellular component: cytosol. Gene Ontology annotation, biological process: L-tryptophan biosynthetic process. The record is from RefSeq and is a predicted model, not a curated record. The transcript is spliced from 9 exons.